Molecule: messenger RNA, 1997 nt
Organism: Hyalella azteca
Lineage: Eukaryota; Metazoa; Arthropoda; Malacostraca; Amphipoda; Hyalellidae
Exons: 7
Coding region: 75-1034 (319 amino acids)
Source: RefSeq, a predicted model, not a curated record
ACAGGUGUAGACUCUUUAAUAGUUGAGUGCGAGUAAUUUUUGGAAGUAAAGUCUUAAACCAGAUCAUCAGCACCAUGAAGGCAAAGUUGGAACUUGUCGUCUGUCUCUUCUGGUCAACUUUAGCCUACAGCGUCUCCGCCAGCAGCACCAGCGACGUCGUGCAGAAGUUCGAGUUGGCUGGGGUUGGGAAGCAGUCCCGCCUGUUCUCUGCGUGCCAGUCCCAGGCCAACUCUUUCGAAGGAUCCAUCUUCUCAGUUGCUGUCACGGACGCUCUUAGCUACCAGCGCUUCACUCCGAAUCAGAGUCGCCCCAUGAACUGGACCGAGAUAAGACUCGGAGGAGACUCUGGAGUCCUCCAGUGCAUCAUGGCAGCUGGAGAGUUAAAGCCCUGGAUGAUCAAAUACGAAGGCAAAUGUCUUGCCACUUUCGACGACGUUUACCUAUCGCACGAAGAGAAAAGCUGCGACGUUCCUCAGGAAGUGGUCUACGUUAUCACAGGUUUCAACAUGUACAAGAACGUCUCCGUGCCGUUCUUCUCUUUCUAUGACUGGUGUCAUGAGAGCCUCCCGACUGGCAUUGUUGGCCCAGUGGGGGAAGACUCGUGGCAACUACACCCACCACUGAAUUGCUGCGGGGAUGGAAGUUAUGCUUACGGAGCCGGUUGCUAUGAAUUUGUUCAAAACUCCUCGUCGUUCUGCGAAGCUACCGCGCAGUGCAAAUCCAUGGGGAUGACGUUUGCCGAUUAUCGCUUUUUCGAGACGCAAAAUCUCGCGUUCGAUGUUGAUUACUAUCUUGGAAGUCUUGCAGACAAGAACGUGGCAGUCGACUACCGCCGGGGCGUUGAUGGCGUAUGGCGCUGGCCCACAGGGGAGACCGAAGCCUGGGAAUGGGCCACUCCCCCUGAUCAGGACCACGGCUGCGCCAUCGUACAUUUGGCAUAUGAUGACCCUUUGAUGGUUCCAGCGCGGUGCGGCGACCACGUUGAACUGGCUCUUUGCCUAGAGCCCGUUGGGGGCACAUUAGCGCGCUGCUAGCUAAAACAUAAAAAUACUGCCGGCUUAUCCCGUAGAAAAUUCUCUCACGUAUCUUCAACUGUUUUUUAUAAGCUGUUGCGAUUUAUUUAAGUCAUUUUAAUUGGAAACGUGUUCGCCCGGCUUUUAUAAAAGAUGGAAUAAUUUUACAGUUUAAGACUUCCCUCGCUCCCAGCGAAGAAAUGGUUGGCUUCUUCCUUCGUCGCCAGAAGAUGUUUUUCUUCGCUGAACUUAUCAUUAGCUGCAUUGAACAGCAGACUACUUAUCUGUAAUCAACUUAUGACAGAAAAUUUUGACAUGAAUAAGUUUUAAGUUAUUUUCAAUAGAAGGCUACGAUUACUGUUGUAACUGUCGAUGAGACAAUCGAUGGACCUUUAUGAUAGGGUGAUUCAACCGUGCCCAUAAAUCAUCGUCUCACCAUCUACAUUUUUCAUUCACUCACCCCAGAGAAUCACGCACACCUUCUAGUCAUCCGCAGUUCCUACGUUGUGCGACUGGUUGAAAAGGAGCAGAAAAAUGGCAUACCUGACGAAUUCCCAUUAAGAAAUUCUGAACUCUUUGUUUCGCUCAUUGAGAAGUUUUUCAAUGGCUCCUCUUUUUAGUGGAUGUACUCCAAAGCUAUUAUUGAAAUUUAGCAUAGCUUAUUUUUAUUUGUUUUCAUUCGAUGCAGCUUGGUGGAUGUUUGUAGAACGACUUUGAUAGUCUCUGCUUGCGAGCGUUGUUCAGCAAAGCUGGUUUUCAGACACUACCUAUUUUUUUCCAAUUCAUCGCUCUAUGUACAGUUGAAAAUGUCAUCACUUGUUAACACACUUAUGGUUGUUUUUCAGCACGAAACUGCACAGAAGUAUUAAAAAAAGUUUACCGGUAUUGCGUAUUGUCGAUUGAAGUUUCUGAGAGAAAUUUUCCAAGGUGUGUUUAUGUUAUUGAGCAAAUAAAAUGUCAGGCGCGUCCAGCACGCCGGGCCAA